ACGUGUACCUGUCCGUCUGACGACCGACCAGGCGGCUAUUGCCAACUGAAUCUGCAGAACAGCGGACGCGGCUAAAAUAUAUCGAAAAAAAAAAAUAAGCUUACGAAUUCGAAUGUAAAUUAGUGUUGGACGUUCUGUGAUCACGAACUGUAUCGAAAUAGUAGUUAUAUAAAAAAAUUAAAAAUGGCUCAACGUAUUUUCAAAAUUCUCUUAGUCUUUUGUUUUACCAUAAUCUGUCACAACGGAGAGGCUGCUGAGAAUGAUAAUACACCAACGAUACCGGAAUAUUUGCUGCCAUGCAAGCGGAGCGACGCCGAAUUGGAUUCUUGUAUCAAGAGGUCUUUCAACCAUCUCCGGCCAUACCUCGCGAGAGGACUACCUGACUUGGAAGUACCUCCGGUAGAGCCCCUCUUCAUAGACCGGCUGAUGAUGGAAAACAACGCUGGUCCAGUUCGAGUGAGGGCGACUUUCAGCAACAUCACCGUGAUUGGACCGAGUAAUUAUACCGUGACGAAAAUCAGGUCAGAUUUGAAGAAGUUGCGAAUUGACAUGGGGCUGGUGUUACCCCGUAUAGAAGUCACUGGUCACUACGAGGUAUCUGGGCAGGUGCUUCUGUUCCCUGUGCGAUCCCAGGGCGACUUCUGGGCCUCAUUCAACGACGUGGUUGCUAUCGUCAAGAUUUUCGGCAAGGAGAUCGAGCGAGAGGCCGUGAAAUAUAUGACAGCUGAUCGCAUGCAAGUCGACUUUAAGCUUAAGAGCUCUCGUUUCAAGGUCAGAGAUACAGUCAAUCACGGAAGUGUUAUUGGAGAGGCGAUGAAUCAAUUCCUCAACAACAACGCCGCUGAGAUAAUCGAUGAAAUGAGACCAGCGGCGUCUGCGGCCAUUGCCAAGCACUUCCGCAUCUUUCUUAACGCUGCCUUCGAAAGAAUACCCAUCGACGCGUGGCUCAAGCCUUAAAACUGUGAGGUGAA
Molecule: messenger RNA, 971 nt
Organism: Vanessa tameamea
Lineage: Eukaryota; Metazoa; Arthropoda; Insecta; Lepidoptera; Nymphalidae
Exons: 5
Coding region: 184-957 (257 amino acids)
Source: RefSeq, a predicted model, not a curated record